ACGAAAUUUUCCAACUUCAAAACUUCCCUCGAGUAUUGCUUUGCAACGAGUUUUUAUAUUCUAAAACAAUGAAUUCCAAGCGUAAGCCGUUCCAGAAGCCCGGUGAACCUUCCGGUUUCAACAAGAAAUUCAAGGCUCUUGACGAGGAUGAGGAUGAGUUCGAACCGGACUUCGAGGCGGAGCUGGCUGCCCUGGAAGCGGAAGAGGCCGGCGUUGAUGGGAUUGCUUCGGUUGGCCAGGGACCGGAAGCGGAGAAUACCUGUGCCAAGUGGAGUCGUCCAAAGCCACGGGAGUACCGCCAAGAUGAGGACCGACUCGUGUUCCAGCAGAUCGAUAUCGAUCACUACGUGGGCAAACCCUUGCCGAUGAUGCCCGGGUCACAGAUCGAGCCUGUUCCGGUGAUGCGAAUGUUCGGCAUUACGGAGGAAGGGAAUUCGGUUUGUGCUCACGUUCACGGAUUUGCACCGUAUUUGUACGUGGCUGCGCCACGGGGUUUCGACAAGUCGCAUCUGUAUGAGUUCCGGAAGGCGCUGGAUAAGUCGGUCAUGAAUGAUAUGCGUUCGAAUAAGGAGAACGUUCAGGAGGCGGUGCUGGAUGUGGAGAUGGUCGAGAGGCAGACGAUUCUGGGCUACAAUGGGGAGGAAAAGUUUAUGUUCAUCAAGGUGACGGUGGCGCUUCCACGACUGUCGGCCGCAGUGAAGAGAUUGUUGGAGAAGGAACAGAUGAUGCCGUCGAUGGAUUUUCAGGAUUGUAGAGUUUAUGAGAGUAAUAUCGAUUUCGACAUUCGGUUCAUGGUCGAUACGGGAGUGGUGGGGUGCAGUUGGAUUGAGCUUCCGGCUGGGAAGUGGAGGAUGAGACGCAAGGGGAAGAUCCCUGCUCCGGAGACCCGGUGUCAGAUUGAAGUUGAUGUGGCGUACAAUGAUUUCAUUGCUCACGAACCGGAAGGGGACUGGAGUAAGGUGGCUCCGUUUAGGAUUCUGAGCUUUGAUAUUGAGUGCGCCGGCCGUAAGGGCAUAUUUCCGGAACCUCAGCAGGAUCCGGUGAUUCAGAUUGCGAAUAUGGUGAUCCGGCAGGGAGAUCAGGAACCGUUCCUGAGGAAUGUGUUCACGUUGAAUACCUGUGCACCGAUUGUGGGUUCUCAGGUUCUAAGUUAUAAGACGGAACAGGAGCUCCUGGACAAGUGGGCUAGCUUUGUUCGAGAACUGGAUCCGGACAUUCUAACCGGGUAUAACAUUAACAACUUUGACAUUCCUUAUCUGUUGAACCGGGCGAGCCACUUGAAGGUGAAGAACUUUGAAUAUCUAGGAAGGGUGACCAACAUUCGAUCGGUUAUUAAGGAAACUGUUAUCCAAUCGAAGCAGAUGGGUAAGCGCGAGAACAAGUAUGUGAAUUUCGAAGGACGGGUCCCAUUUGAUCUGCUGUUUGUCCUGCUCAGAGACUACAAGUUGCGGUCCUACACUCUGAACGCAGUCAGUUACCAUUUUCUGCAGGAACAGAAGGAAGACGUCCAUCACAGUAUUAUCACGGAUCUUCAGAACGAGAACGAACAAACCCGUCGUAGAUUGGCCAUGUAUUGUCUGAAGGACGCCUACCUUCCGCUUCGGCUGCUGAACAAACUGAUGUGCAUCGUCAACUACAUGGAGAUGGCUCGUGUCACUGGAGUGCCUUUGAGUUGUCUCUUGACCCGUGGCCAACAGAUAAAAGUCAUGAGUCAGCUGCUGCGCAAGUCCAAGACUUGCGGAUACCUUAUCCCAUCCUACCAUGGUUCGGGUUCGGAUGAACAGUACGAAGGAGCUACGGUCAUUGAGCCCAAGCGAGGCUAUUAUGCAGAUCCCAUCACAACGCUGGAUUUCGCUUCUCUGUACCCCAGCAUCAUGAUGGCCCACAAUCUCUGCUAUACGACCCUUCUUCAGCCGGCUAACAAGGACAAAUUACACCUCACAGACGACCAAAUCACGCGGACUCCGGCCAAUAACCUUUUCGUAAAAUCCUCCGUUCGUAAAGGCAUCCUUCCUGAAAUCCUCGAAUCACUGCUUAGUGCACGUAAACGGGCCAAGGCCGAUCUCAAGAUCGAAACCGAUCCCUUCAAGCGCUCCGUCCUGGACGGUCGUCAGCUUGCCUUGAAAAUCUCAGCCAACUCUGUAUACGGUUUCACCGGAGCCCAAGUUGGCAAGCUCCCAUGUCUGGAAAUCUCUGGUUCCGUAACCUCCUACGGCCGAACCAUGAUCGAGCAGACCAAACAGGAAGUCGAACAGCGCUACACUGUAGAAAACGGUUACGAAAACGAUGCCGUCGUUAUCUAUGGCGAUACCGAUUCCGUGAUGGUCAACUUUGGCGUCAAAACCCUCGAGCGUAGUAUGGAACUUGGCCGUGAAGCCGCUGAAUUCGUCAGCCAGAAAUUCGUCAAACCCAUCAAGCUGGAAUUCGAGAAAGUCUACUAUCCUUACCUCCUUAUCAACAAAAAGCGCUACGCCGGUUUGUACUUUACUCGUCCGGGUCAGUACGACAAGAUGGACUGUAAGGGAAUUGAAACCGUUCGGCGUGACAACUCUCCGCUGGUCGCCAACCUUAUGAACUCCUGUCUCCAGAAACUGCUAAUCGACCGCGACCCGGAAGGCGCAGUUGAAUAUGCCAAGCAAACGAUCGCCGAUCUUCUGUGUAAUCGCAUAGACAUCUCUCAGCUCGUAAUCACGAAAGAACUGGCCAAAACCGAUUACGCCUCCAAGCAAGCGCACGUCGAACUGGCUAGCAAAAUGAAGAAACGCGAUCCCGGAAGUGCCCCCAAACUGGGCGAUCGUGUCCCGUACGUCAUCAUCACCGCUGCCAAAAAUUCACCGGCCUACAUGAAAGCCGAAGAUCCGAUCUACGUACUGGAAAAUUGCGUCCCCAUCGACGCCAAAUAUUAUCUGGAGAAUCAACUCUCCAAACCGCUUCUCCGAAUCUUUGAGCCCAUUCUCGGAGAGAAAGCGGAAUCCAUUCUCCUACGAGGGGAUCACACCCGGACGCGAUCGGUCGUGACGUCCAAAGUCGGUGCCCUGGCAGCGUUCACCAAGAAGCGGGACGCCUGUUUGGGUUGUAAGGCACUGCUCCCGGCCGGGUACGAAGGGCAAGCCCUGUGCCAGCACUGCAAACCCAAGGAAGCCGUGCUCUAUCAGAACGAAUUGACGGCGCAGUGUUCGCUGGAGGAUCGGUUCUGUCGGCUGUGGACCCAGUGCCAACGGUGCCAGGGCUCGCUGCACGAGGAGGUCAUCUGCACCAGCAGGGAUUGUCCGAUUUUCUACAUGCGCACCAAGAUCAAGAUGGAACUGGACACGCAGCAGAAGCGGGUGGCGCGUUUUGGGGUUCCAGCGUGGUAGUUGACCACCGAUGAGUA
Molecule: messenger RNA, 3373 nt
Organism: Ochlerotatus camptorhynchus
Lineage: Eukaryota; Metazoa; Arthropoda; Insecta; Diptera; Culicidae
Gene: PolD1
Product: DNA polymerase delta
Exons: 3
Coding region: 69-3356 (1095 amino acids)
Biological process (GO): nucleotide-excision repair, DNA gap filling; DNA-templated DNA replication; base-excision repair, gap-filling
Cellular component (GO): delta DNA polymerase complex
Molecular function (GO): DNA-directed DNA polymerase activity; nucleotide binding; 3'-5'-DNA exonuclease activity
Source: RefSeq, a predicted model, not a curated record